CAACUGCAGUCAAUGCACCAACGGCACCGCCUCAUAUGGCAAGUCCAAAUUACCAGGGAACGUCAUUUUCCGACAUCAAACAGUCGGUUUCAAGCGGUCGGUUGUUUCAUGAUGGAAAAAGUUGAACUGAAGCCUGAGGUUCAGGAGAGCGACAUGUCGCUGGAACAGCAGAACGCUGCGGUUAUGCUUGCUAUGGAAGCCAUCGAAAAGUUCCAUUCGUCGAAGAACAUAGCUCGCCACAUCAAGCAGGGCUUCGAUGCAAAGUGCGGCUCCGGCUGGCAUUGCGUCGUUGGACGCGAGUUUGGCGCCUGGUUCGAUCACGAGGUACGAUGCUACAUUUACUACUACGUCGGUCGGCAGGCGAUCCUGCUGUGGCGUCACGGCUUGUGUCAUCCAUCCACUGAUGCCUUUGUUGGACGAUCACAAACGAAGACAACUUGA
This is a messenger RNA of Soboliphyme baturini, 441 nucleotides long. Lineage: Eukaryota; Metazoa; Nematoda; Enoplea; Dioctophymatida; Soboliphymatidae. The record is from the annotation of a GenBank genome assembly.